CACAUUCAAGGAAGUGCAAUUUGCUUUCUGUUUGAUUGCACCACAGUGUGACAGCUUGUUCCUACUUCAGCAUCCUAAGAUGACUCUGAUGAUGAAAAGCUGUUUCCUCUCACUGACCAUCCUGUUUCUUUGGCGAGUGGCAGAUGUGGCAGAAGCCUGCAAGUGUAUCCCUGUCAAUAUUCAGCAGGGUUAUUGCAGAUCAGAUGUUGUUUUCAGCGCAAGAGUCACUGGAAAGGAGGUGAUUAACACUGGGAAUGGCCCCUUGGGGAACUCAUUCAAGAACAUCAAAUAUGACAUACAAGUGACUAAGGUGUACAAAGGACCCGAUUUUAAUAUUGACGCUGUCUACACUUCUUCCUCCUCUGCAACGUGUGGAGCCACUCUGGACACUGGAGACAAACUGUAUCUAAUCACAGGCAAGCUGGAAGAUGAUGGGACUGUGCAAAUCUCACGGUGUAACUUCAUUGAGCUGUAUGAUGACUUGAAUAUCGCCCAGAGGCUGAAACUGUUUCAGUGUUAUACGGGAGGCUGUGGCUGCUAAAUGAACACCUGCUUCUCCCUCCCCUGCAUUAUCGGCAGCCCAGCAGAAUGCCUUUCGACUGACUGGAUGACUGGAGAUACUAUGCAAGACAAAAAUUAUGUGUUCGUGUGUCAAAGUUCAUGCUCCUGGUACAGAUAAUGUGCACCACCUCAGGAGGGCUGAUAAUCUCUGCAGCUGUACUAACCAUUUCAGGAAAUCCUUCCUGUCCUGAGCC
Molecule: messenger RNA, 755 nt
Organism: Nematolebias whitei (Rio pearlfish)
Lineage: Eukaryota; Metazoa; Chordata; Actinopteri; Cyprinodontiformes; Rivulidae
Product: metalloproteinase inhibitor 2-like
Exons: 5
Coding region: 80-541 (153 amino acids)
Biological process (GO): negative regulation of endopeptidase activity; negative regulation of membrane protein ectodomain proteolysis
Cellular component (GO): extracellular matrix
Molecular function (GO): protease binding; metalloendopeptidase inhibitor activity
Source: RefSeq, a predicted model, not a curated record